AUGCCCCUCGCUACCUUCUCCUCCUCCCUCGACGCCCAGGGCUUCCACUUCACUCUCUCUACAAUUGUCAAUGUUUCCUCACGGGAUGACCACUGCACAUUCCAUCUUCUACUCGAACUAGACCCGCACGUUUAUGCGGACCAAUACGAACUCGCGCAGCGCCCAGAAUACACCUCCUUGGUAUGGGGCGACGCGGAUCUCGAACGGCCUGUGUCUGCUGUACAUCCGAAUGGUUCUGUGCUUCUCGUCACUACACAUAAGCACGUUACUCUUCGAGCGCAAGCCACCAAUUUCACCGUCGACGUUCCUCUGCACGCACGCUAUGGCAGGCCAACCGAGACAUCCGGAGCAGCGUUCCAUCCCAUUACGCUCAAGCACCCUAUAGGCUUCUUCGCGUGCAUCGAUGACAGUAAGUGGGUUUGUCGACCGAUAGUAGUUCCUGAACUUCUCAAGCCGUAUGCUUCGUAUCCCGGAUGGCCACCUCUACCACUGUUUCUAGUCAAAGACUCGUCGCCCAAUGAGCAGCUACAACUUGUCAUACCGGUGGGAGUGCGCGAAGACUUGGCAUGGGUGGAUGUAGGAACAGCGAUCACAAUGACUGUAAUGUUCUUCUACUUGCUCUUCGCCUCGAUACGGACUGCUCGGAGACUCGCCGGUAACAAAUCGCAUGCGAAAACAGAAUGA
Molecule: messenger RNA, 684 nt
Organism: Dichomitus squalens LYAD-421 SS1
Lineage: Eukaryota; Fungi; Basidiomycota; Agaricomycetes; Polyporales; Polyporaceae
Exons: 2
Coding region: 1-684 (227 amino acids)
Biological process (GO): GPI anchor biosynthetic process
Cellular component (GO): endoplasmic reticulum membrane
Source: RefSeq, a predicted model, not a curated record